Molecule: messenger RNA, 640 nt
Organism: Lontra canadensis (Northern American river otter)
Lineage: Eukaryota; Metazoa; Chordata; Mammalia; Carnivora; Mustelidae
Product: coiled-coil-helix-coiled-coil-helix domain-containing protein 2-like
Exons: 1
Coding region: 22-492 (156 amino acids)
Biological process (GO): positive regulation of transcription by RNA polymerase II; mitochondrion organization
Cellular component (GO): mitochondrion; nucleus
Molecular function (GO): sequence-specific DNA binding
Source: RefSeq, a predicted model, not a curated record
AGCGCCGCUCUGCCAGGAACCAUGCCGCGUGGAAGCCGGAGCCGCACCUCCCGCAUGGCCCCUCCGGCCAGUCGGGCCCCACAGAUGAGAGCUGCACCCAGACCAGCGCCCGCAGCUCAGCCGCCAGCAGCGGCUCCCCCAUCUGCUGUUGGCUCACCUGCGGCUGCACCCUGGCAGCCUGGUCUCAUGGCCCAGAUGGCAACCACUGCAGCUGGCGUGGCUGUGGGCUCUGCUGUCGGGCACACAAUAGGUCAUGCCAUCACUGGGGGCUUCGGUGGAGGAAGUAGUGCUGAGCCUUCAAGGCCUGACAUCACUUACCAGGAGCCUCAGGGAGCCCAGCCAGCGUACCAGCAGCCACAGCAGCAGUUUGGCCCAUGCCACUAUGAGAUGAAACAGUUUCUGGAGUGUGCCCAGAACCAGGGUGACCUUAAGCUUUGUGAAGGUUUCAGUGAGGUGCUGAAGCAGUGCAGAUUUGCAAAUGGAUUAGCUUAAUCAAGAAGUUCAAAUUGAAGACACGGAAAAUCAUCUCUCAUGACCAACUUAAUUUAGCAUAAAAAUAUAAUUAAUAGUGAAUAUAUAAAGUAUAAAACCACCAGUUAAGCCUCUCCAUCAUUAAUUACAGCUUUCUUCAGAAUUGGAA